This is a messenger RNA of Iphiclides podalirius (scarce swallowtail), 258 nucleotides long. NCBI's taxonomy places the organism in Eukaryota, Metazoa, Arthropoda, Insecta, Lepidoptera, Papilionidae. The record is from the annotation of a GenBank genome assembly.
AUGUAUUACGCUUUAAUCCUAACACUUACGUUCGUCUAUAGGGCGGAACAGCAUUUGGUAUUUCCUAUAAACUAUUGCCACGUGGCGACGGCAUGCAUCCACGACUCCCAGCCAGUCUGCGCCUCAACCCUGGACGGGUGCAGCCGACGAAGUUUCCUUGACCAGUGCGACAUGUUCGAAUACAACUGCGAUUACGGCACAGACUACAGCACCGCAGCGAAGACUCCAUGUGCCCAUGAUCGUGGCGAUUAUUCUUGU